AUGAUAUACAAUUAUGAACCGAUCAGGUGGCAACAUGGAUUAAAUUCAGAUUCGUGUGACAAAAUAUACAUACCACAACUAAGAGAUGACCACAAGCCAAAAUCAGGCCAAAGGUUUGAGUCAUUAGAUGAUGCUCAUGAGUUCUACAAUAAUUAUGCCAAGGAAGCUGGUUUCAUUGUCAGAAUCAAUUCUAGUAGGAAGAAUAAGGAAACUAAUGAAAUCCUACGAAAGGAGUAUGUGUGUUCUAAAGAAGAAGUGCCCGUUAAAGGAGUUGGUGAGAAAAAAAGGCGUAGAGGUAUUACUCGAGAGGGUUGUAAGGCAAAGCUUGUUGUGGUGAAGUUGAAAUCUGGAACCUAUGUAGUCAACCUAUUUGUGGAGGGUCACAACCGCCCAUUAACAAGUCUUAAAAGACAAAUAUACCUACACAUCAACAAUAAUGAAAGGAAUUUGCGUAAUGGGUUAAAGGGACAUGAUGCAGAUAUGUUGUAUGGGCAUUUCCAGCUAGAGCACAAAAAGAAUCUGUCCUUCACUUUUAAGAUUGAGGCUGAUGAAGAAGAUAGAAUUACUCCUUAUUUUUGGGCUGACACAAAAUCUAGGAAGGCAUACACGUUUUUUGGCGAUGUGGUUCUAUUUGAUAGUACUUAUAACACUAAUCGAUAUUGUAUGAUAUUUGCACCAUUUGUAGGGGUCAAUAAUCAUGGUCAAACAACAGUGUUUGCUUGUUCAUUCCUAAGUGAUGAGACAACUAAUUCUUUUCUUUGGCUAUUUAAGCAAUUUAAGAAAGCCAUGCCUGGAGGUUCCCCUAAAAUGAUUAUUACUUAUCAAGAUCCAGCAAUGACAAAAGCCAUUGUACAAGUUUUUCCAAAUAUAACUCACAAGUAUUGCAGUUGGCACAUACUAGAUAAAUUCUCAAAAAGGUUAGGUGGGGUCAAAUAUAGAGAUUAUUUUGAAGAUUUUAGAAAAUGCAUAUGGGAAUCAAAAAGCACAGAAGAGUUUGACUCAAAGUGGAUGAAGAUUGUGGAAAAAAGUGAGUCAUAA
Messenger RNA from Prunus avium (sweet cherry), 1038 nucleotides. The record is from RefSeq and is a predicted model, not a curated record. NCBI's taxonomy places the organism in Eukaryota, Viridiplantae, Streptophyta, Magnoliopsida, Rosales, Rosaceae.